UAUGAUUUUGAAUUGGAAUCAAUUGUUUUCCAGAAUGUCCUGACAAGACACCAGAAUGUCCUGACAAGACGCCAGAAUGUCCCGACAAGACGCCAGAAUGUCCCGACAAGACGCCAGAAUGUCCCGACAAGACGCCAGAAUGUCCCGACAAGACGCCAGAAUGUCCCGACAAGACGUCAGAAUGUCCCGACAAGACGCCAGAAUGUCCCGACAAGACACCAGAAUGUCCCGACAAGACGCCAGAAUGUCCCGACAAGACACCAGAAUGUCCCGACAAGACACCAGAAUGUCCCGACAAGACACCAGAAUGUCCCGACAAGGAAUCCAGGAAGAACCACUAAGAAUGGCCACCGAGACAGAGGAGCUAUCCAGGAAGAACCACUAAGAAUGGCCACCGAGACAGAGGAGCUAUCCAGGAAGAACCACUAAGAAUGGCCA
Molecule: messenger RNA, 438 nt
Organism: Oncorhynchus gorbuscha (pink salmon)
Lineage: Eukaryota; Metazoa; Chordata; Actinopteri; Salmoniformes; Salmonidae
Product: polysialic acid O-acetyltransferase-like
Exons: 2
Coding region: 77-385 (102 amino acids)
Source: RefSeq, a predicted model, not a curated record